AUGGAGUCCGGGACACUGAAUUUUGACGCAACUAGGUUGCCGCCAAUAACUGAUGAUCGUGAGUACUUGACAGUCAGACUUCGAGUAACCCCCAUUUAUGAGGGGGUAUUCCGCCAUCUUGAAGGUAGGGAAACCGUCUUGAAUAGACUACAAUUUCUUCCACCUACCCAUACAGUCCUCUACCUCCCAAUAGACCUGCUCUCGCAAUCCACAGCCCACCACCACAUUCUCAACCAACUCACAAGUUUCAGUCUCGAUAACGGUCUCGGUAAUGAGUUCGCUGAGCAAAUAUCUACCGAAAUGCUCGUUUAUUUCCAAGGAAUAUCCAUUGCCGGCUCCUCCAAUCACUUCUCGUUUGACGCGCGGAGUGUCUGGACUGAUGUUAUUUUUGACGAAGGGGUCACAGGACAGAGAAUCCAAAAUUUUGAGGAAGUGCUCACUUAUUAUAGGAGCAAUCCAGCACAGGCCGAGUUUGAUUUUGGUGGUGGCAACCGAGAUAGUUCUGCAAAUAAUGGGGUAUCGACCUCCCUGCUUGAGAAACUGAGAGCAGAACGGAGGGUUGAUCGUACCGACGCUUGUCAUGCUAUUGAAGGCCCCUGCGCCAUAUGCCUUGAAGAUUUCUUGUCGGCCAAAGAGCUGAUUGACAUGCCGUGUUGUCACAUGUUUCACGAGUCAUGCAUCUUUAGCUGGUUGAAGACGAAAAACUCCUGCCCACUCUGCCGUCAAAGUGUUGACCUCUGA
This is a messenger RNA of Carica papaya (papaya), 741 nucleotides long. RefSeq names its product E3 ubiquitin-protein ligase RDUF1-like. Gene Ontology annotation, biological process: ubiquitin-dependent protein catabolic process. The record is from RefSeq and is a predicted model, not a curated record. Gene Ontology annotation, cellular component: nucleus. Gene Ontology annotation, molecular function: ubiquitin protein ligase activity. Lineage: Eukaryota; Viridiplantae; Streptophyta; Magnoliopsida; Brassicales; Caricaceae.